ACACAUAUUACCGCGUGGCAGUCCUAAAAGGAAAUAUGGGGGGGCUGCUUCUCUUCAAACAGUAUUUGAAAUUUCUGUGUUUCAUCGCUUUCGUCAGUCAGUCAGUGAGUUUUAUUUUAUUUUAUUUUGUUUUAUCGGGAAACAAAAAGCGCCGAGAAAAUUGCAGUAGGAUUGAGGGUAGAGAGUAGAGAGAUGAAAGGAAGGAAUUCAAAAGGGAAUUAUACGAACCCAUGUUUGACUAUGCACCAGCCGUGGGCUUCUCUGCUGGUAUAUGGGAUCAAACGCAUUGAGGGCAGGUCAUGGCCUGCUCCUGUCAGAGGCCGUCUAUGGAUUCAUGCUGCCAGCAAGGUUCCUGAUGAGUCCACAAUCAAAGCAAUGGAGGACUUCUACAGGGAAGUUUAUGCACUGGAUGGAAUUAGUGAUCUUAAGUUCCCUGAACAUUAUCCUGUUUCCAGACUUUUAGGGUGUGUUGACGUGGUUGGAUGUGUAAGGGGUGAAGAGCUAGCAAGCUGGGAGAUGGUACCUCCUGGGGUGAGGCUGGAGGCACAAACUGACUUUUGUUGGCUAUGUGAGCAGCCACAGAAAUUGUUAAUUCCAUUUGAGAUGCGGGGAUACCAGGGUGUUUAUAACUUGGAGAAGAAGAUAUAUGAUGCUGCAGUUAGAGGUCUUACUCCAGUCAAAGGUCCAUUGCCAGUAAAGUUUCCAAUUCCAGAUCCAAGAGACCAGUUUUCCUUGAAGCCUGGGUCUAUCUCUGUGCAUUUCCCUGAAUCAAAAUCGUCUGAAGUGGAGAGAUCUUCUAAUCUUAAUGCUGCUAUAGCAGGGGCACAGGCAGCAGCUACACAAUUUUCCAAAAAGGACCAAAAUUUCCAAACUGUUGAAACUGCUACACCCAUUUCUACAAGGACAAGGUCGAAGAGCAAAUUAUUGGAGGAGAGUGAAACAUCAUGCAGUAACUUCAAUGAAGGGUCUGAUAAGAGGAACUUGACAUCAAAUAACAAAGGGCAAAUAAGUGGCAUUAGCUACAGUGAAAGUGGUAACAGUGCUAAACCGAUUUGACAUGUCAUUCUGGUGCAUCAUCUAAGUUGUGGAGGCAGGACUAUCAGAGGUUCUUCUCUGUCUUCCUCAGAUCCAAUUUCCUCUUUGUCUUCCUCAGAUCCAAUUCCGUUCUAUGUUUUCUUUUCUGAAUUGGAAGUACUAUUAGUACCCAACAGGGUCACUGUCGAGCAUGCAAUAAUACAUCACCGACCCCAUAUGAAAUAUCACCACCAAAUGCAAUGAACAUAUCGCCCUCAUCAUAGUUCACCACUACAUAAAUUAAAUGUAUCCAAGCAUAUAUGUUAUUGUCUGCUCUAUGUACCAUAUCAAUAUGUUGGUAUGUACGGAUCUAUCCGUAUGUAUUUUAAAAUGCAUAACC
This is a messenger RNA of Ziziphus jujuba (common jujube), 1414 nucleotides long. RefSeq lists its product as uncharacterized. Gene Ontology annotation, biological process: positive regulation of DNA-templated transcription. The record is from RefSeq and is a predicted model, not a curated record. Gene Ontology annotation, cellular component: nucleus. NCBI's taxonomy places the organism in Eukaryota, Viridiplantae, Streptophyta, Magnoliopsida, Rosales, Rhamnaceae. Bases 193 to 1056 code for a protein of 287 amino acids. Gene Ontology annotation, molecular function: transcription coactivator activity. The transcript is spliced from 7 exons.